Molecule: messenger RNA, 1814 nt
Organism: Lepidothrix coronata (blue-crowned manakin)
Lineage: Eukaryota; Metazoa; Chordata; Aves; Passeriformes; Pipridae
Exons: 5
Coding region: 534-1814 (426 amino acids)
Source: RefSeq, a predicted model, not a curated record
GUGGUGAUAAAGGUGUCGGCGGCAACGCGGCCACGCCACCGUGCUCGGAGCGGGCGACUGGGCAGGACGGGACAGAGCGGUGCUGUGAGGAGCCUCCUCGCAGCCAACUCCUUUCUCGUCGACCAGGAGCGUUUUCGAGAGUUCUUUUGUGAUCAACUUCCCUCGAGGCCACAGCACAGGAGUUGGGGACCCGGAGCGUUUCUGAGGUGACCCCACUCCCUGUGGGAGUGGCCCUCGAGGCCAGGCCACGGGCCUUGGUGACCCGGAGCUUUUCCGAGGAGUCACCAGUGGCUGUGGUAGCGGCCCUUGAGGCCAUUUUUUGAGACUUUGCCACCAGGGGCUGUUCCAAGCCAUCAGCAGCCCCUGUGGCAGUGGCCCUUGAGGCCAUUUUUUGAGACGUUUCCACCAGGGGCUGUUCCAAGCCAUCCCCAGUCCCUGUGGCAGGAGCCCCGCAGGCCAUUGUGUCACACUUGGCCGCCAGGGGUUUUUCCGAGGUUUCUCCCCCACAGGUGCCCUCCAGACCAGACUGUGCCAUGGCGGGGGGAUGCUUCGGCCUGUGCCGGCUGCUCCGGAGGAAGAGGAAGAACAGGAGAGGCCCUGGAGCUGGCCCAGCACAGGAACCGGAGGAGGAGGUGCAGCACUUCCAGCCACUGCAGCAGGAUCCAGGCCGGGACCGCCCAGAAGAGCAGGACCGCGCCCGUGGCCGCUUGCGCAGGGCAGUUCAGAGGUUGCUGAAAUUCAUGGGUGUUCGGCGCAGAACAGCCACGACCGCACCGCCCGAGCUCACGGCACAGCCUGACACCAGCGCAGCCGAGCUCGAGGCGGAGCCGGAUGGCAGCACUGCAUGGAGUGACUGUGCAGCCAGCGCUGACAUGGCACCCAUGGAUUGUGCUGCCAGUGGUGACAUGGCACUGACUGAUGUCAGAGCAACCUCGGACAUGGCAGCCAUUGAUUGUGCAGCCACCUGUGUCAUGGCACCUACUGAGGGCACAGACACCGCUGAGAUGGCACAGCUUGAAGGCAGAGGAACCACUGACAUGGCACCGGUUAAUGGCAUGGAGACCUCUGACAUGGCACCGAUGGAUGGCACAGCCACCUGUGACACCGCGCUGGCUGACACCGACACAACAUCUGACACGACACCAACUGAUGUCAGGGCCAAAUCUGAUGACACGGCUGAGGGCAUUGCAAGCACCGACUGUACGCCCACCCCGGCACUGCUCUCUGCCUUCCAGGUCUUCGACUGUCUGGAUGUGAGCACCUGUCCCGACAGUGUCCUGCAGAUCCUGGCAAGGCACCUGCAGAGCCAGUGCCCAGAGAGGCGGCGCCUGGCUCUGCGAGAGCUCCUGGUGCUGAGCGUGGAUCCCUCAAUGGCCAAAGGCAUCUGCAGCCUGUCUGAGCCCCUCCUGGAGCUGCUGCGUGAUGGAGAUGGAGAGCUGGUCUCCAUGACCCUCUCCGUGUUCCGGAAUGUGCUCCGGGAUGGAGACAACAAUGAUGAGUUCAGCUCCACUGCCCCGAGGCUGGCUGAGGCGCUGCGGCCAGUCUUUGACAACGAGGGGCUCCUGGGGUCCCUGCACAGCCACGCUCUGACCCCGGCUCCCUUCCUCUCUCUUCCAGGCCUUACAGCCAUGAGUGAGGACGACUGCCCCUCCAUCUCCAACAUGAGAGCUGCACUCAUGGCCACUUACAGCCGUGCCAUGAGAACUCCACCAGCUCCGCUGAGACGACCAAUGUCCCUGCAACAGCCCCCCACCACAGCCCAGGGACCACUUCUCAGCGCGGCUGCACCUGCAGCUGAUGCUGGACUCAACUGA